AAGUAGUUCUCUUCUUAUAUUGUAAAACUCUUCAGCAUCUCUAACAUCUUCCAUAAUUUCUUCCCACAACAAAAAUCUUUGAAGAUUAUUAUUAUUCAUUAUUAAAUAGUAAAAUUCCACUGUACAACACAAAAUUUGUAAAGAAAGAGAAUAAAGUAAGGUUAUAAUGCUCCAAACCGUCAAAAAAUACCUCCCUGACGGCUAAUCCCUUUAAUUUACCCAGUAGAUGCAUGAGGGAGCCGUCCUUCUAUUAACGUUCAAUAGAAAGACGUUCAAGAAUACCAUUCUGCGUCUCUUAAUAGAACCACGCCCCCUUUCUCUCGGUUGUUCUACUCCCCGGUUUUCAAGAAUUGGGGCCCUGGAAGAUCCGUGCCGUUCGCUUCUUCGAAAUUUACCAUUCAAACAGCUAAUAUUUAAUUGUUACUUGUUUUAAGCAAGUACGAUUUUUUAAAAAAUAACCGGCUAUAGGUUAUUGAACGUAAUGCAAGGUUAUUAGGUUAACUGGUGAAAAAAAAACUACCUUUAAAUAACCGGUUAUUUUAGAGGAAAAUACCGGUUAUUCAAAAAACCGGUUACUUUUGCCCAUCUCUACUUUCUAAUAUCUUUAAAUAAGUUUUUCCGUUCCGGUUAGUUAGUGAAUGUGUAGUGAAUAUUGUGCUAUUUUGGGGUAUUUUGUUCUAGCCAUAACUAUACCACGACUAUACCACAUAUAGACAUAAUGGACAAUUUGGAACCAAAGGAAGUGCUAAAAUUUUUAGAAUUUGUAAACAGCCUCAAACAUCUACCUAGAAGGGGAUGGAUAUUUAGUAAAAUAAAGGAUCAUGAAACUAUUUCAGGUCACAUGUAUUCAAUGGGAUUAAUGACUUUCCUCCUUGGAAAUAAUUCCAAACUUGAUAGGUUAAAGUGCCUCCAGUUGUGUUUAGUGCAUGAUUUAGCCGAAGCUAUAGUAGGAGAUAUAACUCCUCAUGACAAUGUUCCCGAAGAUGAGAAACAUAAACAAGAAGAUGAAGCCAUGAAAGAAAUUACUGGUCAUAUAGGACAACCUGGUUUGCUUAUUUAUAAUUUAUACAAAGAGUAUGAAGCCAAAGAAACUCCAGAAGCCAGAUUUGUUAAAGAUUUAGACAGAUUUGACCUUUUAUUUACUGCAGCAUGUUAUGAGAAGCGUGAUGGGGAAGCUUUGAAGUGCCAGGAGUAUUUUGAUGCCCUUGAAGGGAAAUUUAGCAAUCCGUUUGUAAAAAAGUUAGUUGAAACUUUAGAACAAGAAAGAAAUAGUAAAAAUAAAUCAGAUAAUAUCCCAAAUGGAGAAAAGAAUUAACAAUAAUCGUUUAUUGUGUUAUAAAGAUUAUUAAAAAUUGCAAUAUCAGUCAAAAACAACUACUUAUUAAUUUCAAGUGAUUAAUUUGAUGCAACAAAUUACAUAGAAAUAGUUAUAAAAUUUAUUUUUAUAUCUGAUAGUGAUGAUAUACACUCACCGGCAAAAAAAACUGGUCACUAAAAACUAGUCCCAAUUUCAAAGUUGGAUU
This is a messenger RNA of Sitophilus oryzae (rice weevil), 1523 nucleotides long. RefSeq names its product HD domain-containing protein 2. Bases 719 to 1315 code for a protein of 198 amino acids. The transcript has 4 exons. The record is from RefSeq and is a predicted model, not a curated record. Lineage: Eukaryota; Metazoa; Arthropoda; Insecta; Coleoptera; Curculionidae. Gene Ontology annotation, cellular component: cytoplasm. Gene Ontology annotation, molecular function: 5'-deoxynucleotidase activity.